AUGGGUACGAUCAAAAUUCUGCCUUUUUGCUUCUUGUUCGCCGGAAUCUUGUUUUUCCGACCAACCACCGCCAGAUUCAUUCACCUUUCUGUUACACCAGAUAUAAAGUCUUAUGACUCCGAUCCAGCUUUAUCAGCUCCUGUAGACUCUUCAUCUUCUUUGGUUCCGGCACCAGCACCAUCGCUGGAGGUGGAGGAGAACGGCGAGAGUGGUGGCCAGGAGGUUCAUUCGGAAUACCAUCAUCAUCACUCCUCGGAUAAGUCUGUUGCCGGCGGAGAUGUGAUAAUCGGUGGCCUUGUCACGGCGGUUUUCGGCACGCUUUAUUGCUACAUUAGAGUUACGCGUAGAAAAGAUGGCGAAAAAUGA
Lactuca virosa is the source of this 366-nucleotide messenger RNA. The record is from the annotation of a GenBank genome assembly. Lineage: Eukaryota; Viridiplantae; Streptophyta; Magnoliopsida; Asterales; Asteraceae.